GGAAGAGACGCAGGGAGGCUGCGGUGACCCAAGCGGCUGCUUCUGCCUCAGGGACCCCUUCCCAGAGAGACGGCACCAUGACCCAGGGAAAGCUCUCCGUGGCUAACAAGGCCCCCGGGACCGAGGGGCAGCAGCAGGCGAAUGGCGAGAAGAAGGAGGCUCCAGCAGUGCCCUCUGCCCCACCUUCCUAUGAGGAGGCCACCUCUGGAGAGGGGCUGAAGGCAGGCGCCUUCCCCCCGGCCCCCACGGCUGUGCCUCUCCACCCCAGCUGGGCCUAUGUGGACCCCAGUAGCACCAACUAUGAAAGCGGUUUCCCCACUGGAGGCCUCGAGCGCUUCACCACCUUCAGUUGGGAUGACCAGAAAGUUCGUCGAGUCUUCAUCAGAAAGGUCUAUACCAUCCUGCUGAUCCAGUUGCUGGUGACCUUGGGUGUUGUGGCUCUCUUUACCUUCUGUGACCCCGUCAAGAACUAUGUCCAGGCCAACCCAGGCUGGUACUGGGCAUCCUACGCUGUGUUCUUUGUGACGUAUCUGACCCUGGCCUGCUGCUCUGGACCCAGGAGGCAUUUCCCCUGGAACCUGAUUCUCCUGAUGGUCUUUACGCUAUCCAUGGCCUACCUCACUGGGAUGUUGUCCAGUUACUACAACACCAUGUCCGUGCUGCUGUGCCUGGGUAUCACGGCCCUCGUCUGCCUCUCAGUCACCAUGUUCAGCUUCCAGACCAAGUUUGACUUCACCUCCUGCCAGGGUGUGCUCUUCGUGCUGCUCAUGACUCUUUUCUUCAGUGGGCUCAUUCUCGCCAUCCUCCUGCCCUUCCAAUACGUGCCCUGGCUCCAUGCAGUGUACGCAGUGCUGGGAGCAGGCACGUUUACGUUGUUCCUGGCAUUUGACACCCAGUUGCUGAUGGGCAACCGCCGCCACUCGCUGAGCCCCGAGGAGCAUAUUUUUGGAGCCCUCAACAUUUACUUAGACAUCAUCUAUAUCUUCACCUUCUUCCUGCAAAUUUUUGGCACCAACCGGGAUUGAGGAGCCCUCCCUGCCCCCACUUUCCUCCAGAGAAUGCUCCCCUUCCUGGUCCUCUGACCCUCCUUGUGCUCCUGCAAACCCAGAUACAAAACUAGCUGCCA
This is a messenger RNA of Trichechus manatus latirostris (Florida manatee), 1126 nucleotides long. It is a transcript of the gene FAIM2, whose product is annotated as Fas apoptotic inhibitory molecule 2. Bases 78 to 1025 code for a protein of 315 amino acids. The transcript is spliced from 12 exons. The record is from RefSeq and is a predicted model, not a curated record. Gene Ontology annotation, biological process: negative regulation of apoptotic signaling pathway. NCBI's taxonomy places the organism in Eukaryota, Metazoa, Chordata, Mammalia, Sirenia, Trichechidae. Gene Ontology annotation, cellular component: Golgi apparatus; endoplasmic reticulum.